This is a messenger RNA of Knipowitschia caucasica, 2448 nucleotides long. NCBI's taxonomy places the organism in Eukaryota, Metazoa, Chordata, Actinopteri, Gobiiformes, Gobiidae. The record is from the annotation of a GenBank genome assembly.
AUGCUCACUGCGGUUCGCUGCGUGUUUACCAAACUCAUGUCUCCUUUCUGGAGGUCUGUGGAGGAGGACAGCUGCUCAGACGGACCCUUCUCAGGAGCCACAGUUAUGGAGGACAUUCGCCACUUGAGAAGCAGCGUAGUGACACAGCUGUUCCAGGACUACGGCAUGAUCGACGGUGCCAUCUACUUCACCACCGCUGAGGUCCUGGGAGGGAUUCCAGUCAAACAAGGAGACCUGGUCAACUGCAUCGCGGUUCGAGACGGCUCCGAGGGCGGCUGGAAAGCAUUAAGGGUGGAGAAGAGCGCUGAUGCCUGGGAGGAAGGAGGGAAGACGUCUUUGGAGGCAGAUACACAGCAGCUCCGGCCACUCAUCGGCACCGUCACCUCGUACAAUGGAAACGGAGGCUACAUAAACCAGAACACAGUCUUCACAAAGGACUGUCUCAGUGACGGGUACGAGCCGAUGAAGGGGGAUUGGGUCCAGGCCAAAUACGUCAUUAACCCGGGCCAGUGGACCACACAGGCUCGCUCUGUGGCUCCCCUGCGCUACAGCCGCCUGGACAAGGGACAAGUAACGAGUGUGUACGGGAACAACGGCGUGGUGGAGGACACGGUCUUCUUUAGCCUGGACUCGCUGCUGCUUCCUGCCAACUAUCGACCAGCACCAGGAGACUUGGUCAACCUGGUCAUGGCUGAAAGCUCCCAGUCCUUCUACAGCUGGAGGGCCCUGUGCAUGGCUCCCUGUGGGCCAAGUGAGAAGCCGUCUGUCGUACCGUUCACUGAAGCUGACCUUUUUGUUCUGGUGCAAAACAAAGAAGGAAUCGAUGUUUCUAAUUAUGGGGACUUUGGAAAUCUGUUGAUGGGAGAGAACAGAGAGCUGGUGAUUUGGAUUCAAAAUAUAGGUUCUGUGACUCAGACGCUGAAGACCUGCGAGUUUGCAAACUGGGACUCUGAAAAGCAGUUCUUGCUGGUAAAGGUCAAUGGAAGCAAAUUAGUGAAACACAAACCAUCUCAGAAAACUGCAGACUCGACACCUCCCGAUCCAACUCCAGAGACGAGCAGUGACAAGGAACCAGGAAGUACAGAGGGUUCAAAGGAGAUUGUGGCGGGAGUGAGAAGAGAGGAGAAGGAGGUGGAGAUCCCCCCUGGAGGCAGGAUCUCCAUCACUGUGGCCUGUCACCCCAGGAUCCUGGGUUCGUCUGCGGAGCUGCUGCUGCUGCACUUCUCUGGCUUCACCAUCGGGAGGCGCCUGGACGUUGCGGUGAGCAGUGAGGUGGAGGCGUUCCUGAAGCCUGUGGUUCCGUACGCUCCACUGGACAAAACCUCCUCCUCUGGUCCCAGCUACAGCCACGUGGUCACGGUGUCGGCCCCCAAAGAAACUCGCAAGCCCACGAAGAGGCGUCUGCCAAACUUCCUCCCUGGUUUUCCAGUGCCUCAGGCUCUGAGGGACUGUGUGGAGACGCAGAGUGAUGUGUUGGUGACAGACCCCAGUCUGGGAGAGACGCUGUCCGCGGCCAACAUGCAGACUCGCUUCUCCACGCUGCUGUGGCUCGAGGAGCUUCACGCCGAGAAGGAAAUCCAGGAGUUCACCAUCAACGGAGCGCUCCUCAAGAAGGGCUCCACAAACCUGCAUUUAGAGGUGCUCGGGCUGGCAGAGGGCAGACCCAGCCUCAACAUCGGGGACAAAAUAGUCCUGAAGAAGCCUCAAGGCGACAACACGCUGCUGGAGAUCAUCAGUUAUGUCGCAGAGAUCAACGGUGAAGAUGUAAGUUUGAGGGUGAACUUUGAAUUCCAACAGAGUUACCUCGGAGAACCUUUAGACGUCGAGUUUUCUUACAACAGGCUGACGUCGAGGAGGUGCCACAAUGCACUGGAUCAGGUCAAAGCCUUUGCAAGAAUUCUGUUUCCGACCACAGUGAACGUCCAAGCUCCUCAGUGGACGGGGAAGUGGCUGGAGGAAGCUGAACCAGAGAAGGAGGAUGAAGGAACUGAGACCAAUGUCAUGGAGAAUGGAGAGAUCUCGAGCAUUUCUGUGGACAUGAAGUCAAAGGCAACACAGACAAAAGAUGGCGCUGUUCCGUCAAAACGUGUUCCCCGUGAAGGCUGUUUUUUCAACACGGUUCUGAACGCGCCGCAGAAGGAGGCGGUGAAGAGAAUUCUGUCUGGAGAGUGUCGGCCCACGCCCUACAUCCUGUUCGGACCCCCAGGCACCGGCAAAACCAUCACCCUCAUUGAGGCCAUUCUGCAGGUGUACUACGUCCUCCCCAGCAGCAGAGUCCUGGUCUGCACUCCCUCCAACAGUGCAGCCGACCUCAUCUGUGUCAGACUCCACCACAGCGGCUUCCUGGACUCUGCCAGUCUGGCUCGGGUCAACGCCUCCUGCAGGCAAGAGGAGGUACUGCACACCUGCCGUGGUUUGUGUUGUGAUCAAAGAACCCAGAGUUUCUAA